AUGCUUCUCAUCGUCCUUUCCAUCGUCGCCUGCUGCUGUGUGCCUGCCUUGCUGGCGAGGCUGCGAGGAGCGGGCGGCGCUGCACGGCUGAUCGACGGCAAGGCCAUCGCGGCUGCGAUCCGGAGGGAGGUGAAGCAGCACAGCGAGGCGCUCAUUGCAUCGCACAAAGUCACGCCCGGCCUCGCGGUGGUGCUCGUCGGCGCCCGCACAGACUCAGCCACGUACGUCAAGAUGAAGAAGAAGGCGGCAGCAGAGGUGGGGUUCCACUCCAUCGACAAGACCUUCGAAGAGAGCGUGACCGAGGAGGCGCUGCUGCAGUGCGUGCAGGAGCUCAACAGCGACCCAAGCGUGCACGGCAUCCUCGUCCAGCUUCCGCUGCCCAAGCACAUCGACGAGGCGAAGGUGCUCGAGAGCAUCAGAGUCGAGAAGGACGCGGACGGCUUCUCGUCCGAGAAUGUCGGCAACAUGUGCUUGCGCGGCGGCAAGCCGCCGCUCGCCGUGCCGUGCACGCCCGCCGGCUGCAUCGAGCUGCUGCAGCGCUCGGGCGUGGCCGUGCGAGGCAAGGAGUGCGUGGUGGUCGGCCGCUCCAACAUCGUCGGCAUGCCGGUGGCGCACAUGCUCCAGUCGAUGGACGGGACCGUGUGCCACUCCAAGACGGCGGGCCUCCCUGCACACGUGCGGCGCGCCGACAUCGUCGUCGCCGCCAUCGGAGCCGCCGAGUUUGUCAAGGGCGACUGGAUCAAGCCGGGCGCAAUCGUCAUCGACGUGGGCAUGAACACAAAGCCUGCCGACACGGCCAAGGGCUUCCGGCUGUGCGGCGACGUCGACUUCGACGCGGCCAGCCGGCGCGCGAGCGCGAUCACUCCCGUGCCGGGCGGCGUCGGCCCGAUGACGAUCGCGAUGCUGCUCAAGAACACGCUCAACCUUGCCCGGCACGCGGCUGGCCUGCCUCGCCUGCCGCUGCGGGCUGAGUAG
This is a messenger RNA of Emiliania huxleyi CCMP1516, 975 nucleotides long. RefSeq lists its product as hypothetical. The transcript is spliced from 3 exons. Gene Ontology annotation, biological process: tetrahydrofolate interconversion. NCBI's taxonomy places the organism in Eukaryota, Haptophyta, Isochrysidales, Noelaerhabdaceae. Gene Ontology annotation, cellular component: cytosol. The record is from RefSeq and is a predicted model, not a curated record. Bases 1 to 975 code for a protein of 324 amino acids. Gene Ontology annotation, molecular function: methenyltetrahydrofolate cyclohydrolase activity; methylenetetrahydrofolate dehydrogenase (NADP+) activity.